Messenger RNA from Coregonus sp. 'balchen', 10582 nucleotides. The record is from the annotation of a GenBank genome assembly. Lineage: Eukaryota; Metazoa; Chordata; Actinopteri; Salmoniformes; Salmonidae.
ACGCCCUGGGAGCCCCCUCCAAUCUCUGCUGCAGUGGCUCGGUCCAUGUCUGCUGUCCAGGCCCUGUCAAUCUCUGCCUGGUGUGACCUGCCUGUCCAAGUCUUGGGGUUUAUGCUAGCCCCUCUGAACUGUGUCCUGCUAGUUCCAGCCUUAGGAGACCCUACUGACGUCCCCGUGGAAGACCCGCCUGACGUCCCAGUGGAAGACCCGCCUGACGUCCCCGUGGAGGACCCGCCUGACGUCCCCGUGGAGGACCCGCCUGACGUCCCCGUGGAGGACCCGCCUGACGUCCCCGUGGAGGACCCGCCUGACGUCCCCGUGGAGGACCCACCUGACGUCCCCGUGGUAGACUCGCCUGACGUCCCCGUGGAAGACCAGCCUGACGUCCCCGUGGAGGACCCUCCUCACCGAGGUGUUCAGUAUCCUGUCGUAGGUGACACCUCACCCUCUGUCCUACUAGGUCCUCAGUCUAUAGCCCCUAUAGUCCCAGUAGGUCCAGAGCAUCUUAGCCCUCAGUUCCCUGUUCACCAAUAUUACACUUUAUAUACAUCACAGAAGACUGAAACAUAACAAAACCGUUUGAUAAAAUCUGAACGGCGCCGGAGAAGAUGGCUGCCGUUUUACAGCCCUCUAACCAAUUGUACUAUUAUGUGUGUUUUUCCGCGUUAUUUGUAAUUUAUGUUGUACAUAAUGUUUCUGCCAUCGUCUCUUAUAACCAAAAAGAGCUUCUGGAUAUCAGGACAGCGAUUACUCACCUCGUAUUGGACGAAGAGUUUUUUCUUUGACAAGGCGGCCGCGAAGGAUAUCCUAGAGACACCUGACAAGGUCCAAAUCCCCGUCAUUCGCAUGAGGAAGAGACAGAGAUAUCGUGGACGUACAGUGGGGAAAAAAAGUAUUUAGUCAGCCACCAAUUGUGCAUGUUCUCCCACUUAAAAAGAUGAGAGAGGCCUGUAAUUUUCAUAAUAGGUACACGUCAACUAUGACAGACAAAAUGAGAUUUUUUUUUCCAGAAAAUCACAUUGUAGGAUUUUUUAUGAAUUUAUUUGCAAAUUAUGGUGGAAAAUAAGUAUUUGGUCACCUACAAACAAGCAAGAUUUCUGGCUCUCACAGACCUGUAACUUCUUCUUUAAGAGGCUCCUCUGUCCUCCACUUGUUACCUGUAUUAAUGGCACCUGUUUGAACUUGUUAUCAGUAUAAAAGACACCUGUCCACAACCUCAAACAGUCACACUCCAAACUCCACUAUGACCAAGACCAAAGAGCUGUCAAAGGACACCAGAAACAAAAUUGUAGACCUGCACCAGCCUGGGAAGACUGAAUCUGCAAUAGGUAAGCAGCUUGGUUUGAAGAAAUCAACUGUGGGAGCAAUUAUUAGGAUAUGGAAGACAUACAAGACCACUGAUAAUCUCCCACGAUCUGGGGCUCCACGUAAGAUCUCACCCCGUGGGGUCAAAAUGAUCACAAGAAAGGUGAGCAAAAAUCCCAGAACCACACGGGGGGACCUAGUGAAUGACCUGCAGAGAGCUGGGACCAAAGUAACAAAGCCUACCAUCAGUAACACACUACGCCGCCAGGGACUCAAAUCCUGCAGUGCCAGACGUGUCCCCCUGCUUAAGCCAGUACAUGUCCAGGCCCGUCUGAAGUUUGCUAGAGUGCAUUUGGAUGAUCCAGAAGAGGAUUGGGAGAAUGUCAUAUGGUCAGAUGGAACCAAAAUAUAACUUUUAGGUAAAAACUCAACUCAUCGUGUUUGGAGGACAAAGAAUGCUGAGUUGCAUCCAAAGAACACCAUACCUACUGUGAAGCAUGGGGGUGGAAACAUCAUGCUUUGGGGCUGUUUUUCUGCAAAGGGACCAGGACGACUGAUCCGUGUAAAGGAAAGAAUGUAUGGGGCCAUGUAUCGUGAGAUUUUGAGUGAAAACCUCCUUCCAUCAGCAAGGGCAUUGAAGAUGAAACGUGGCUGGGUCUUUCAGCAUGACAAUGAUCCCAAACACACCGCCCGGGCAACAAAGGAGUGGCUUUGUAAGAAGCAUUUCAAGGUCCUGGAGUGGCCUAGCCAGUCUCCAGAUCUCAACCCCAUAGAAAAUCUUUGGAGGGAGUUGAAAGUCCGUGUUGCCCAGCGACAGCCCCAAAACAUCACUGCUCUAGAGGAGAUCUGCAUGGAGGAAUGGGCCAAAAUACCAGCAACAGUGUGUGAAAACCUUGUGAAGACUUACAGAAAACGUUUGACCUGUGUCAUUGCCAACAAAGGGUAUACAACAAAGUAUUGAGAAACUUUUGUUAUUGACCAAAUACUUAUUUUUCCACCAUAAUUUGCAAAUAAAUUCAUUAAAAAUCCUACAAUGUGAUUUUCUGGAUUUUUUUUCUUCUCAUUUUGUCUGUCAUAGUUGACGUGUACCUAUGAUGAAAAUUACAGGCCUCUCUCAUCUUUUUAAGUGGGAGAACUUGCACAAUUGGUGGCUGACUAAAUACUUUUUUCCCCACUGUAGGUCGUGGUGCCUUGUAAGGAUCCGACGGCGAGCGAGUAAACUGCCGCUCCCAUCAAUCCUAUUAGCCAAUCUUCAAUCAUUGGAGAACAAAUUGGAUGACCUAAGAUUACGGUUAUCCUACCAACCGGACAUUAAAAACUGUAAUAUCUUAUGUUUCACCGAGUCGUGGCUGAACGACGACAUGGAUAACAUACAGCUAGCUGGCUAUACGCUACAUCGGCAGAAUAGAACGGCUGACUCUGGUAAGACAAGGGGUGGCGGUCUGUGUAUAUUUGUAAACAACAGCUGGUGCACAAAAUCAAAUACUAAGGAAGUCUCAAGGUUUUGCUCGCCUGAGGUAGAGUAUCUUAUGAUAAGCUGUAGACCACACUAUUUACCAAGAGAGUUUUCAUCUAUAUUUUUCAUAGCUGUCUAUUUACCACCACAAACCAAUGCUGGCAUUAAGAUUGCACUGAAUGAGCUGUAUAAGGCCAUAAAUCAACAGGAAAACGCUCAUCCAGAUGCAGCACUCCUAGUGGCCGGGGACUUUAAUGCAGGGAAACCGGUCUACCUCAUUUCUACCAGCAUGUUAAAUGUGCAACCAGAGGAAAAAAAACUCUAGACCACCUUUACUCCACACACAGAGCCGCAUACAAAGCUCUCCCUCGCCCUCCAUUUGGCAAAUCUGACCAUAACUCUAUCCUCCUGAUUCCUGCUUAUAAGCAAAAACUAAAGCAGGAAGCACCAGUGACUCGGUUAAUAAAAAAGUGGUCAGAUGACGCAGAUACUAAGCUACAAGACUGUUUUGCUAGCACAGACUGGAACAUGCUCCGGGAUUCUUCAGAUAGCAUUGAGGAGUACACCACAUCAGUCACUGGCUUCAUCAAUAAGUGCAUCGAUGAUGUCGUCCCCACAGUGACCGUACAUACAUACCCCAACCAGAAGCCAUGGAUUACAGGAAACAUCCGCACUGAGCUAAAGGGUAGAGCUGCCGCUUUCAAGGAGCGGGACUCUAACCCGGAUGCUAAUAAGAAAUCCCGCUAUGCCCUCCGACGAACCAUCAAACAGGCAAAGAGUCAAUACAGGACUAAGAUUGAAUCGUACUACACUGGCUCUGACGCUCGUCGGAUGUGGCAGGGCUUGAAAACUAUUACAGACUACAAAGGGAAGCACAGCCAUGAGCUGCCCAGUGACACAAGACUUCCAGACGAGCUAAACCACUUCUAUGCUCGCUUCGAGGCAAGCAACACUGAAGCAUCCAUGAGAGCACCAGCUGUUCCAGAUGACUAUGUGAUCACGCUCUCCGUAGCCGAUGUGAGUAAGACUUUUAAGCAGGUCAACAUUCACAAGGCCGCAGGGCCAGACGGAUUUCCAGGACGUGUACUCCGAGCAUGUGCUGACCAACUGGCAAGUGUCUUCACUGACAUUUUCAACAUGUCCCUGACUGAGUCUGUAAUACCAACAUGUUUCAAGCAGACCACCAUAGUCCCCGUGCCCAAGGACUCUAAGAUAACCUGCUUAAAUGACUACCGACCCGUAGCACUGACGUCUGUAGCCAUGAAGUGCUUUGAAAGGCUGGUCAUGGCUCACAUCAACAGCAUUAUCCCAGAAACCCUAGACCCACUCCAAUUUGCAUACCGCCCCAACAGAUCCACAGAUGAUGCAAUCUCUAUUGCACUCCACACUGCCCUUUCCCACCUGGACAAGAGGAACACCUACGUGAUAAUGCUAUUCAUUGACUACAGCUCAGCAUUCAACACCAUAGUGCCCUCAAAGCUCAUCACUAAGCUAAGGAUCCUGGGACUAAACACGUCCCUCUGCAACUGGAUCCUGGACUUCCUGACAGGCCGCCCCCAGGUGGUAAGGGUAGGUAACAACACAUCUGCCACACUGAUCCUCAACACGGGGGCCCCUCAGGGGUGCGUGCUCAGUCCCCUCCUGUACUCCCUGUUCACCCAUGACUGCAUGGCCAGGCACGACUCCAACACCAUCAUUAAGUUUGCCGACGACACAACAGUGGUAGGCCUGAUCACAGACAACGAUGAGACAGCCUAUAGGGAGGAGGUCAGAGACCUGGCCGUGUGGUGUCAGGAUAACAACCUCUCCCUCAACGUGACCAAGACAAAGGAGAUGAUUGUGGACUACAGGAAAAAAAAGAGGACUGAGCACACCCCCAUUCUCAUCGACGGGGCUGUAGGGGAACAGGUUGAGAGCUUCAAGUUCCUUGGUGUCCACAUCACCAACGAACUAUCAUGGUCCAAACACACCAAGACAGUCGUGAAGAGGGCACGACAAAGUCUAUUCCCCCUCAGGAGACUGAAAAGAUUUGGCAUGGGUCCUCAGAUCCUCUAAAAAUUCUACAGCUGCACCAUCGAGAUCAUCCUGACUGGUUGCAUCACCGCCUGGUAUGGCAACUGCUUGGCCUCCGACCGCAAGGCACUACAGAGGGUAGUGCGUACGGCCCAGUACAUCACUGGGGCCAAGCUUCCUGCCAUCCAGGACCUCUAUACCAGGCGGUGUCAGAGGAAGGCCCUCAAAAUUGUCAAAGACUCCAGCCACCCUAGUCAUAGACUGUUCUCUCUGCUACCGCACGGCAAGCGGUACCGGAGUGCCAAGUCUAGGUCCAAAAGACUUCUCAACAGCUUCUACCCCCAAGCCAUAAGACUCCUGAACAGCUAAUCAUGGCUACCCGGACUAUUUGCACUGACCCCCACUCCAUCCUUUUACGCUGCUGCUACUCUGUUAAUUAUUUAUGCAUAGUCUCUUUAGCUCUACCCACAUGUACAUAUUACUUCAACUACCUCAACUAGCCGGUGCCCCCGCACAUUGACUCUGCACCGGUACCCUACUGUUAUUUUAUUUUACUUCUGCUCGUUUUUUCUCAACACUUUUUUUGUUGUUGUUUUAUUUUUACUUUUUUGUUAAAAAUAAAUGCACUGUUGGUUAAGGGCUGUAAGUAAGCAUUUCACUGUAAUGUCUGCACCUGUUGUAUUCGGCGCAUGUGGCCAAUAAAAUUUGAUUUGAUUUGAUACAGAAACAUUGUUUAUUCAUUGAAAUAAUGAAAAUAUUAACAUUACACCCAUGAGGCCACUAGAGGGCGAUUUGGCCAUUUGACUGCAGGAAAGGGGUGUCCUGGUGUUGUGUAGAUGUACUUACAAUACUGCACUGUUUACAUUAGUAUAUUUACUAAGUUUACCAUGUCUACAAGUUCCAUAGCCUCUGUGAACACACAUUUCCUGCUACAGUGUAUAGCCCAUUCUUUAAUACACAAGCCUGUUCUAGCUUGUUAGUCAUUUUAAGCAUAUCAGUGCUAUAGUCUAAGUUUUACCUCUGUUUUCAGAACCACAAUCCUUGUCAGACACAAUUAGUUUCAGAGUGGUGUUGGAUGUGUGUUUGUGUGUGGAUCAUUUAUUAAACCCCCUGAAACUGAAAUGUUGAUUCCUCGUGUUCUGGACGGACACCCUGUGGUGGUUGCUACCGGCCUAAAACCAGCACCCACGUAUUUAAAUUAUCUUUCGAUUCUACAACCUAGCCAUAUUUUUCAGUUCCUAUUGGGCAAAACAUUAUCCAAAAGAAACCUUAAAUUCAUCCAUCAACUUUGUAGUUUCACUUUGCCUACUUUAAUUCACUAUAAGGGAAUUUGUCCAAAUUCUUAUGACUUCUUCAAAUGGAGGGACUAGAUACAUAAAGUGCUUUCAUUUUUAAACGGUGGAACAGAUGUGUAUGAAAAUAUCCUCAAAUAAAAGCUGGCAUUCUGUACUGUCGCUUAAUAUUAAACAUUCUCUCUCAAAUGUAAAAGGCUGGAUUGUUUAGCCAAAUAAAAACAUUUAACUUCACUGUACAAUAACAUUUGGAGGGAAGUGUAGAUCAUGUUUUACAAUAUUUGUUUUCCUUCAAACCUCAGGGUUGGGCCUUGGGGAGAAUGUCUGAGACUUUAAAGUCAGGCAAUGGCUUUGACUAUCCACUGACAGGAGGGGAAGAAACUGAGGGUGACUUAUUUUACUGUUUAGAAUAUUGGCUAAUAAAGGAGAUUUGUCAAAUCAAGAUCAUUUUAAUAUGCAUUAUGCAGAGUAGUAGCAACAUACUGUAGUGGCAUUGUUUGCUUUAAAAGUGUUAAUAUUAAUUUGAUCUCCUCACAGAGGGUUUCGGGCAUGAGGAUGCUGGCAUUGUCUCUCAGGUGAGAAUGUGGAUCUUACAACUUAGUGUCCGUUUCAUUCCUCAAUAACUAAUCAUUGUUGUCAUCCAUGUAAAUAUAUUUUUCGGACAGCCUAAAUAUCCUGCAAGUCUUCCAGUUCUGGAGUUUCCAAAGUCUUUGGUAGGUCUGGUGAGAAGGAAAAGGGAUUGGAUCAUUCCUCCCAUUAACUUCCCAGAGAACGACAGAGGCCCCUUCCCCAAGAAUAUGGUGCAGGUGAGUGAUUGUAGGUUUAUGUUGGCAGGAAAUAUGGUUGGUUCAGGAUUUUGCUCUGGUUUUAACAUUGUUAAUAUUUACAUUCAGAUCAGGUCCAGCAAUGAUAAAGAUGUGAAGAUCCAGUACAACAUCACUGGUCCUGGAGCAGAUCAACCCCCUGUGGGACUGUUCACUGUGGACAAAAACUCUGGGGUUCUCUAUGUGACCCAGCCUUUGGACAGAGAGAGACAAGACCAUUAUGUGGUAAUGUUUGUAAACAAGACAAAUAUCUGGCAAUGUUUGUAAACAAGACAAAUAUAUGUUAAUGUUUGUAAACAAGACAAAUAUCUGGUAAUGUUUGUAAACAAGACAAAUAUAUGGUAAUGUCUGUUUGUGUUUUGUCUUUUGAAUUAUAGAAAUUUGAAUGCAUGUGUUAUUUUGAUUAAAUGAUUAAAUAUUUUCCCCUUUAGCUUGUGGCUCAUGCUGUUGCAGUUGGUUCGGGUAAAGCAGAAGAACCCAUGGAGAUUAUUGUUAAAGUAAUUGAUAUGAAUGACAACAAGCCAGUAUUCACCCAAGAUCCUUUUACAGGGAUUGUCCCUGAAGCAUCCCUACCAGGUGUGUCUCAGUCAACAUUUAGUCAGAUAUCAUAAGCUGAGGUUUAGGAUAAAAGUAAUGUAUCAAUAUUCAAUAUAUUUUUUUCUUGAUGUCAUCCAUGAAAAUAAUGUAUUAUGUUGAAAUAUUUUCUUCUCAGGCUUUGAGGUCAUGGAGGUAACAGCCACCGAUGCAGAUGAGCCUGGCUCAGCCAAUUCUGAUGUCAAAUACACUAUUAUAAGACAAAAACCUGAACAGCCGAGUCCCAACAUGUUUGUCAUCAACCGUGUCACAGGCUGGAUUCGGGUCAAUGCUGCUGGACUGGACAGAGAGGUUAGUGGCUAUACUACUAGCAUGCAAUUUUAACUUAACCGCUACAUUUCUCAAUAUGCUCCAUCUGGUGUCAUUUUCCAGAAAAUUCCAAAAUAUACCUUGGAAAUCCAAGCUGCUGAUAUGGAGGGAUAUGGUCUGACAUCUUUCGGAAAAUCCAUAAUUACGGUAACGGACGUCAAUGACAUGGCUCCUCAAUUUGUGAUGUCUUCGGUAAGUGCACAAUCAGCAAACAGUACUGAUCAUUAAACAGUAAAGGUGACUUAAAGAGGGAAAUAUUUUGAUUGAAGGAUCUGACUUGAGGAAAAUAUGAUAAACUUGAUAAAUGGCAUACAACACAUCUUCUCACAUGUUCUCAAAAUGUAUUUUCUUUUCAGAACACGGUGUCUGUCCCAGAGAAUAAAGUGAAUGCUCUGGUGGUCAAAAUGCCAGUGAUUGAUGGAGAUGAGCCACACUCUUCCAACUGGGCCACAGUGUACAGGAUUGUAGAUGGAGACCCAGGUGGAUUGUUCACUGUUAACACCGGGCCUAACAGACUGGAAGGAAUCAUUACUACAGCCAAGGUACCUGCUUGGUUUUUUGUUUCUUUUUUCAGAUGAGUAUGUGAAUGGAACUGAGUUACAGCAAAUAUGUAUUUGACCGAGGUCUGAAUUUCAUCGUAGAAGCCAAACCAUACAAAUAUUUGACAAAAUUGUUGAUGUUUUUGUCAUUGUGUCAUGAACCUAGCUGUAUCUCGUUCCCGUUUAGCCCCUUGACUUUGAGAAGAACAAUCGCUACACCCUGUUGGUGACUGUGGAGAAUGAGGUCCCAUUUGCCAUCCGCCUGCCCACCUCCACUGCCACAGUCCAGGUGAAUGUGGAGGAUCUGAAUGAACCUCUUGUCUUUGACCCAGUGGAAAAGGUUGUUUCCAUAUCUGAACACCUGCCAGUGGACAGUGACUUGGUUCUGUAUAACUAUGAUCCAGACAUCAGGCACAUAAACUCAUGUGAGUUCAUGAAUCUUUCUUUAUCUGCAAUGAUUAAAUUGAGUUGAGGCCCUGGUAUAUAAAUGGAGUAGAGAGUACAUUAUGCAGAUAAGUCAAUUCAUUAUUAUAACAAGCACGUUAUGAUGAAGUACAUCAGAUGCAAUAUGCAUUAAGAUUACAAAGACUUGUGAAUGGCGAUUUUUAACUGUCACAACCCUGGCUCUGGGACUCUAAUGUUGAGCCGGUGCUGUUCUUCUUUGUGUUUAUUUCUAUGUUUGGUAAUUCUGGGUGUUUAUUUUCAUGUUGGCUAGAGUGACUCCCAAUCAGAGGCACGAGUGCAGCUGUCGUUGGUUGUUCUGAUUGGGAGCCUAUUUAUACUGUGAAUUUUCCCUUGUGUUUGUGGCUCUUGUUCCGUGUUCGGUCAUUGUUACCUGGACUUCACGAGUCGUUCUCUGUUUUUGUAUCGUGUUUACACUUUAACUAAUUUUAACUCAAUAUACUGUAUGUUCUAGGUAUCGCAUGUACAGAGAUCCUGCUAAAUGGCUGGACAUCAACAGCGAGACUGGAAUGAUCAAAACCAAACACCCUCUGGACAGAGAAUCUCCCUUUGUCAAAGAUGGCAAAUACAGAGUUCUCAUUCUCGCAAUCGAAAGUGGUAUUUUGAUUUCGUUGUAAUAUCGUUCACCAGCAGGCUUCAGCCUGGGAACAAGGUUGAUUUAGUUGUGACUUCUUCAUUACUCCUUUUGAUAAAAGUAUCUUGCUUUGGGUUAUCAGAUGAAAUCCCUGCAACUGCAACUGGAACCAUUCUGAUAGAACUGGAAGAUGUAAACGACAAUGCUCCGACUAUUGAUGACACCCCGUUGAAGCUCUGCAACCAAGACCCCCGUCUAGUGCAUUUGGCGGUGACAGACAGAGAUGGCCCAAACUUUGCUGAACCCUUCAGUGUAGAACUUCUGAAAGGGUCCAAGAUGUAUUGCACUGCCCAAAUGGACAAAACAGGUGAGAAAUAGGGGGACAUGUCUUUUAAUGGUUUUGCAACCUUUAGUGUCAAAACUGCACUGCAGGUGCACAGUUCAUUGCUUUUCACAUAUUCACUCUGCAUUAGUCUGUUGAAUUUUAUUCAUAAUAUCAACAGACCAAGUAUGUCAUUUUGUCUGCAUGUUCUUUUGACAACAUCAACAUAUUCUUCACAUUCAAGGUUGAAAUAUGUCCCCUUUUUCUCCUGUCCCAGGAACUGUGGUUGAAUUGACAUUCAAGGCCAUGAGGGAGCAGAGAAACUUCUACAUUGAUCUGACGGUCACUGAUGCUGGCGGGCUGAACCAAGACCAUGUCAUUCACGUCACCAUGAAUGAGGACAGGUGCAUGACCUGGGGGGAUUUCUGUGUUAGACCCUGACAUAGAUGAACAUUUUGACAUUUUCUUAGCGUUUUUAUAGCUAGCAGAGCUGGAUUGCUUGUUUUGCAAAGGUUGUCACUUUAUUUGACAUCAGGGGUAAGUCACAAAGUCAGAAAUAAGUCAAAACAUUCACAGCUGAAUUCGCCAAUAAUUUCCCCAUCAAAGUACUGACAAAGGGUCGCAGUUACUUAUGUCAAGACAUGUUUUUUAGUUUAAUUAAUUACAAUUUUCUAAAAAUAAAAUGUCACUUCAAAAUGUUGGAGCUAGAUGUGUACAACAAUGAUAAAAAGCAUAAUUUAAUGCAUUUUUACAUUUAAAGGCAAAUGUGGGUUUGAAUACAUUUCCUAGGGAAAUUAUUUUACCAUUGUUAUGACGGUUACUUGUUUUUUAUUUCCAUGGAGAACAUGAUCAUUUGCAUGAUUGCAGAGAGCUUUAUGCAUGUUGUUUCUGG